Messenger RNA from Cercopithifilaria johnstoni, 711 nucleotides. Lineage: Eukaryota; Metazoa; Nematoda; Chromadorea; Rhabditida; Onchocercidae. The record is from the annotation of a GenBank genome assembly.
AUGGAAGACUUCAAUAGUCCCAAUGAAAAGGAAGCGGAAGCGAAAAAACGUUGGCAAAAGACAGAUGCUGUAUGUUUUGAUGUCGAUUCCACUUUAUAUGCUAAUGAAAUGAUCGAUGAAUUUGCAAAAUAUCUCCACUGCUAUGAAGUCGCCAAAUUCACUGAGGAAGCAAUGAAUGGUGAGAUUCCAUUUCGUGAAUCUUUAAAGAUUCGUUUAAGCAUUCUUAAACCGACGCGGAAACAAUUGGAUGAUUUUAUUCAAGAAAGAGAAUUAAGAUUGACACCCGGCAGUGAAGCUUUAGUUGCUGAAUUGCAUCGUCGUCUUAUUCCAGUUUAUUUGAUCAGUGGUGGCUUUUUUUCUAUGAUUCUUCCGGUAGCAAAGAUUCUUAAAAUUCCUGCGACAAAUAUUUAUGCAAAUGAGAUGUUCUUCGAUGAAAAUGGAUUUUUCAUUGGUUUCGAUGAAACAAGAGUAACCAGUGACUCAGAUUCUAAAAACUUCGGUAAAGCAGCAGUCUGUAAAAACUUAAAAGAUGAGAAGGGGUACCAAAAUUUAAUAAUGAUUGGUGAUGGUGUGACCGAUCUGGAGACGUCUGCACAAGCUGAUCUGUUCAUUGGUUUUGGUGGGAAUCGAUGUCGUGAAGUGGUAAAAAGAAAAGCGUCAUGGUUUGUAUAUGAUUUCGAUACUCUCAGGACAAGUCUAGUGAAUAAGUGA